This is a messenger RNA of Lethenteron reissneri (Far Eastern brook lamprey), 3509 nucleotides long. Its product is annotated as ras GTPase-activating protein-binding protein 1-like. NCBI's taxonomy places the organism in Eukaryota, Metazoa, Chordata, Hyperoartia, Petromyzontiformes, Petromyzontidae. Gene Ontology annotation, molecular function: mRNA binding. Gene Ontology annotation, cellular component: ribonucleoprotein complex; cytosol. The record is from RefSeq and is a predicted model, not a curated record.
ACCCCCCGCCCCGCCCCCCUCCUUCUCUCGCUGUGCUGGCGAACGGAGGCGGCGUUGGAACAUCGCGGCCUCGUCGAGACCUCCCUCCCACCGGCCCCAUCACCAUGGUCAUGGAAACCCCUCAUCCCCUGCACGUGGGGAGAGAGUUUGUGAGGCAGUAUUACACUCUGCUGCACCAGGCUCCUGACUUCCUGCACCGGUUCUAUGGCAAGGACUCCACCUUCGUCCACGGGGGAGUCGACGCAAACGGAAAACCUUCAGAUCCUGUGGUGGGACAAACGGAGAUCCACGCCAAGAUCGUGUCUCUAGCGUUCCGCGACUGCCGCACCAAGAUCCGUGCGGUCGACUCGCAGGCGACGAUGGGCGGUGCCGUCGUGGUGCAGGUGCUGGGGGAGCUCAGCAACGCCGGCGGCGCCAUGCGCAGAUUCCUCCAGACCUUCAUCCUCGCGCCCGAGGGCUCUGUUCAGAACAAGUUCUUUGUUCAGAACGAUAUCUUCCGCUACCAGGACGAGGUCUUCACGGACAGCGACCACAGUGAAGACCUGGAGGAAGAAGAGGAGGAGGAGGAAGGGGAGGGAGACUCUGAAGUGGAGAACGGCUCUCCUCUCUACGAGACUCACUCACCCGGCAACGCGCCUUCCGAUAUGACACAACCUAUCUCAAACAACACCCAACAUCAUUAUCAGCAACAGCAGCAGCAGCAACAUCAGCAGCAGCAGCAACUUCAUCAGUUGCCAAAGGAUGAGAUGCGGGGAGACGCGGCCGGUAGAGGAGGUGUUGCUGAUGAGGUGGUGGAGGCGGAGGUGGAGGAAGAGGAAGAGGUGGAGGAGGAGGUGUCACCAACGACUAUUGAGACCCACACUGCAUCAUCAACAUCAGCAGCAGCAGCAGCAACAUCAUCAGCAGCGGCAGUGGUAGCAGCGGCAGCAGCAGUUGCAUCGGCAACAGCAGCAACAGCAUCGGCAGCGACAGCAGCUGUGGAACCUGCACCAGCAAAGCCAUUCUCGUGGGCAUCCGUGACCAGCAAAAACCUCUCCCAGGGAGGGGGGCUACCCGCCCAGACAGCCAACACCUUCGUACAUCACAAGGUGGUGCCAACACAGGCCAACGUGGAGCCCAAACCCGAGCCCCCUCGUGGCACCCGAGGGGAGGGGCGGCCUGGGGGUCCCCCCCUCCAAUCACGGCCCCCACCCCGGCAGGUGAGAGGCGGUGAUACGGAUCCAUCCGUGGAUGGGGAAGCGCGACGUUUCCCUCGCUACGCAGACUCGCAGCAGCUGUUUGUGGGCAACCUCCCCUACAGCAUGGAGGAGACUUCCCUUCGAGACUUCUUCUCCUCGUAUGGGACGGUGCUGAGCGUGCGCAUCAACACCCAGGGCGCCUCGGCAGUGACAGGGAGGAAGCUGCCCAACUACGGCUUCGUGAUCUUCAGCGACGCAGACUCCGUGCAGAAGAUCCUCGCGGCCAAGCCCAUCAUGUACCAGGGAGACCACCGCCUCAACGUGGAGGAGAAGAAGCGGCGCGGAUUCCGGGAGGGUGGAGGUGCAGGAGGAGGUGGGGGCCGUGGAGGAGGGGGGAGGGGCUAUGGAGGAUCCCGGCCCUCGACGGCCCCCAGGGUUGGUGGGGGGGGGCUGUCAACCCCCCACCCGGCUGAGUGAAGAAACAAACAUGGAGAGGGUGGGUGAGAGGGUUGGGUGGGUUAGUUGACUCGCUAACCCACCCACUCAAUCACCCACCCACUCGCCCACUCACCCACCCACUCAUCCACCCACUCACUCACCCACUCACCGACUCACUAACUCACCCACUCAAUCACUCACCCACCCACUCAUUUACUCAUCCACCCACUCACCCACUCAAUCACUCACCCACCCAUUCACUUGCCCACUCACCCACCCACUCACCCACCCACUCACUCACUUGUUCACUCACUCACACACGCACUUGCUCACCCACCCACCAACUCACCCAUUGAACUCGCCCACCAACUCCUCACCCACUCAUGCGCACACUCAACAAAGACAAAGAUCCCCCCCCCUCCCCUCUGUACAGCACUUGCCCCCACAGUCUGUUAAGGCUAUACUGGGUGUGGGGGGAACUUUGUCUUUGGUGAGAGAGAGAGGGAGGGGGUAGAGAGGAGGGGGGGUGUUACUGUGUGGCCCUGACAAAGACAAAGAUCCCCCACGUAGCCUGAAACAGACUGUAGGGGCAGGUGCUGUUAGUAGCGAGUGGCAGCAGCGCCUAUGAAAGCUACCGGCACUGUUGGCACACGAGGUGGUGGGUGGCCAGCACCACGCCCACCCGUACUCAUUUGAGGCCGAGUCGACCUAGGGGAGGCCCAGGACCUGUUCAGACAUUCGUCUCGCCGCUGGCGUGUUGGUGGACGUGAGCAGGAAUCGAACUCGGGUCGAAGCCGUCAGCGCAGCCGCUAACCGCUGGCCCUGAGCACACAGGGUUUUCAGCAACAACCACCAGUUAGCAUCAUCGUCAUCCAUGGUGAAUGCCGAUCGGAUGCGGGAAAAACAAUCUGGGAGUUGAAAUUCCAAUUUAAUCGAGAGAGAUGAUGAUUUUUAUUAUAUUGCGGUAAAGACAUUUAUAUUUUGGCGGAGGUUCCCUGUAUGCGCACGAAACGUUUGAACGGAGAAAUUUCAAUGUAAACCCUUUCCCGUACCAAUAAUGUUCGUACAGAUCAGCGCGGUUGGCUUCGUGCGGUGCGAAAGAAGUUCAACAUCCAUACACAGAGGCCCACAGACCCAUAGAAACCCACAUAGGUCCACAGAUUAGCACGGUUGGCUACAUGCGGUGCUAAAGAAGUUCAACAUCCAUACACAGAAACCCACAGACCCAUAGAGAUCCACGUAGAUCCACAGAUUAGCACAGUUGGUUACGUACGUUGCGAACAAAGUUCAACACACGGCUGACGUUAAAAAAAUCCCUGUGACCUUGCUUCACAAGAGGAAUCGGCCAUCAUGCCCCGGCCAGAGUCGGGGCCGUCCAAACGUUGAUAUUUGGCAAGUGUGAUUACACUGCAAAUUACCAUCGCAUGGUUCUGGAAAAACAACAUGGCAGCAGGGAUCAUCACCCAUAACUGUACUGGCAGCAGACGAACGCACAUGGGCAGCUGCUACUGGGGUGCCCCCGAGGCUCGACUCAGCAGCGAUCAUCGCCCCCUACUGACUAACGCACCGAGGCAGCUGCCACUGGGGGUUCCCCCUAUGCUAGACGACACAACAUAGAACGGCUCCGUUAGACGGCGCAAGUUCUCACUUCUGCGUUUUUUCCCCAUCGGGUUGUGCCUUCUUCACACGAGCUCGUUCCAUUGAACGCUGUCGUAUUUUCCGGUGGUCUUUUUUGUUGUUGGACGAUAUAAUAAUUAUAUAUUUUUUCUUUUCAAAUUCUCUAACCCCCUUGAUUUGACGGUGUUUCUGUGUCGACUUUAAACUAAAACAACAACGAAAAAUAAUAGUACGCGCUUUUUUGUCUUUGAGCCAAAAAAUAAAGAUGAGCACGUU